Molecule: messenger RNA, 477 nt
Organism: Kuraishia capsulata CBS 1993
Lineage: Eukaryota; Fungi; Ascomycota; Pichiomycetes; Pichiales; Pichiaceae
Exons: 2
Coding region: 1-477 (158 amino acids)
Biological process (GO): transcription initiation at RNA polymerase III promoter
Cellular component (GO): RNA polymerase III complex
Molecular function (GO): nucleotide binding
Source: RefSeq, a predicted model, not a curated record
AUGAAGAUCGAAGUGGAAAGAGACAAGUUUUUGUCUAACCUUGAAGUAUACCACCAUCUGUGCGGUGUACAGGUGAAAAACAGCUGGCUAUCGGACUCAAAGGGCACAAAAAGGCGGAAAAACACUAACCUGGCUCAGCUAGAGUCGAUAUCACGAGACUUGACCUCGUAUCUCGGAAAAGUAGGUAGCUGUCCGUCAGACCACGAGAGACUACAAAAGAACUAUGCGUGGGACUCGGACUCGUUCGUUGAAGCGUUGAAAAGGUUGAACCAGUAUCCCUUGGAGAAGAUUGAGAAGUUACAGAUUUUGAACUUUGUGCCUCGGACGAUGGUCACGUUGUACUCUCUUAUCGAGGAGUGUGAUCAGAGAUUUGACCAGGCACAGAGCGAGGAGAUUCUGGGGAUUGUGAACGAUUGUUUCCCAAUGGAAGCGGUGGAGGGCGAAGAUGAGGAGCAACAGGAUAUUACUAUGGACUGA